AUGAUACGCCUUCAACACCAGAAGACACACCGUCCACCCCUGAAGACACCCCUUCAACACUUGAAAAUACCCCUUCAACACCAGAAGACACACCAUCUACACCGGAAAAUAUCCCUUCAACACCAGAAGACACACCGUCCACACCUGAAGAUACCCCUUCAACACCAGAAGACACACCAUCCACACCAGAAAAUACGCCUUCAACACCAGAAGACACACCGUCCACCCCUGAAGACACCCCUUCAACGCCUGAAAAUACACCUUCAACACCAGAAGACACACCAUCUACACCGGAAAAUACCUCUUCAAGACCACAUGACACACCGUCCACACCGGAAAAUACCCCUUCAACACCAGAAGACACACCAUCCACACCAGAAAAUACGCCUUCAACACGAGAAGACACACCGUUCAACCCAUUCAACACCAGAAGACACACCGUCCACACCUGAAGAUACCCCUUCAACACCAGAAGACACACCAUCUACACCUGAUGAUACCCCUUCAACACCAAAAGACACACCAUCUACACCUGAAGUAAUUUCCUCAACACCAGACACACUGUCCACAAAUGAUGAUACUAGCACAUUGGAGCCAACAGACCCAACGACAAGUCCAGUAUUGGCAGAUCCCUACAGCUUUUGGAACCCCUUCACAAUAACAAUGGUGGUAUUAAUAACUUUAAUAUUUUUUUUACUUGUUUCAAGUAUUUGCUUCUAUUUAGGUGUGAAAAGAGGUCGAAAUAAGAACAUCGUAAUAUUGCCAGAAUUUGAUGAUUUACCAAGAUCAAUGGUUAUACCACGAGUUGAGAGAAUUGGUAACCCAUCGAUAUUGCCCUAUUUAGCGUAA
Molecule: messenger RNA, 849 nt
Organism: Pieris macdunnoughi
Lineage: Eukaryota; Metazoa; Arthropoda; Insecta; Lepidoptera; Pieridae
Source: the annotation of a GenBank genome assembly